AGUAUAGGUCGGUUAGUUGUUGAAAAACACAAGGCAGCGGAUAUAGUUGGUUCCUCUUUAAUCAGAGCUCCGUUUUGACUCACAGCUAUGGCGACCAUGGCCUCUCUCGCCGUCGCCGCCCCCAAUUUCACGACCUCCUUCCUCGGCAAGAAACUUAGCUUUCGUGAAAAUACGAAGCUGCAAAAGAGUUGCUCCUUCCUGCGAAACCCUAGGUGUGCAGCUACAUCCUAUGGAGGUAAUACUCCCAAGUUCCCUCGGGUCAGUGUUUGGGAUCCAUAUAAGCGUCUUGGUGUGAACCAGGAUGCUUCUGAGGAGGAGAUUUGGGGAUCGCGCAACUUUCUAUUGCAACAGUAUGCGGGACAUGAGAGAAGUGAGGAGUCAAUUGAAGCUGCUUUCGAGAAAAUAUUGAUGACAAGCUUCAAGCAGAGGAAGAAAACAAAAAUCAACUUGAAGAGCAGGUUAAAGAACAAAGUUGAAGAGUCUCCACCUUGGGUUAAGAAUUUGCUCAGUUUUGUGGAAAUUCCAGCCACUGAAGUUAUUUUUAGAAGAUUGUUCCUCUUUGCAUUCAUGGGUGGCUGGAGUAUUAUGAACUCAGCUGAAGGGGGACCUGCUUUUCAGGUGGCUGUGUCCUUGGCAGCUUGCAUAUACUUCCUAAAUGAUAAGAUAAAGAGCUUGGCCAGAGCUUCUGUUUAUGGACUUGGAGCACUCGUUGCAGGUUGGGUGUGCGGUUCAAUCUUGAUUCCAAAUAUUCCUUCAAUGUUCUUAAACCCGACUUGGACUCUCGAACUUCUAACGUCACUAGUAGUUUAUGUGUUCCUGUUCCUUGCUUGCACUUUUCUCAAGUAAAACUAUUUUGUCUGGACACAUCAUUCGAAUUUAUGUUAUUCGGUAGGUUGCAAACUGAGCCAAACUCCAUUUUCGAUAUAUCGAGGUCUAUGUUUUGGGGUUCUCUGAAACUUGGGCUCUGAAACUUGGGACUUGGGAGUUUGAAAUCCCAAAUUCCCAAUUGUGCAUCUCUGUUACAAUCGUCUUCAUCAAAUGGCUCUCACGUUAGAGUCAUUCUUUCUGACUAGUUGGUUCUUUGUUUAUGCACAUUCAUGUACGAUAACACUGGAUUUGAUGAGGACAAACAGACGUAGGUACUAAACAAUAUAGUUCCAAGUAAAUUAUACGAUGCAAUGAUUUUGAUGAGCUUGAACAGACGUUAC
Messenger RNA from Fragaria vesca subsp. vesca, 1208 nucleotides. RefSeq lists its product as uncharacterized. The record is from RefSeq and is a predicted model, not a curated record. Lineage: Eukaryota; Viridiplantae; Streptophyta; Magnoliopsida; Rosales; Rosaceae. The coding region runs from base 88 to 846 and encodes 252 amino acids. The transcript has 5 exons. Gene Ontology annotation, cellular component: chloroplast membrane.